AUGGAAAAUGUAGAUACUAAUGAAACUUUCGCUGAAUCAUCCAAGCCUGAAAUAAAUACUGAGCCAAUGAAAGAUAGUUUACAUCAAUCACUAGAAAAAGAUGUGGAGACAUUGACAAGAGGAUCAGAUGAUUUUGUUAAAAGUGAAGGACAUAUUAUAGAUGAACAUAAACUUUCAGAAAAUAUAUCUCAUCAAAAUUUAGUUGAACACAGCAAGUCAGAUCCACUUGAAAUCAAUUACAGUGAUUUGGAUUCCUCCACUUAUCUAAUUAAUGCCGAAUCUACUUCAAGUUCAAUUAAUGUUGAGAAAUCUGAAGUAAAAUCUACUUCUACUUUGAAGGAUAAAGAAGAGGUCAAUUUAUGUACUAUUAAUGGAGAUACCAGUGCCGAUGAUGAAUCUCUUGAUCAUCUAGAAAAAGAAAAUGGUAAUCUUGGAGAAAAAGACAAUCCGAAGAAACUUGAAAACACUACACUUGUUACUGAAAGUGAAACCACAGAGAGUGUCUCUACGUCGACGGAGAUUGAUCAGAACAAAACACAUACUGAUAGAAUGGAAAUUUCAAAUGAAAAUCUAGGUGAAAACAACGUUUCUAAAGCUGAAGAAUCUUCUAGUAAAGCAACCGCAGAUCCUGAAGAAGAAUGGAUGGAUAUUUUAGGAAGUGGUCACUUGAUGAAGAAAGUAUUAACACCUGGUUUACCAAAUUCAAGACCCCAAAAGUCUGAUAUUUGCGUUUUAAAUAUAGUUGGGUGCUUAGAAGAUGGAACUGUUGUCGAACGACAUGAAAAUUUAGAAAUUAAUCAUAGUGACAAUGAAGUAAUUCAAGGUUUAGAUUUUGCUUUGGCAUUAAUGGAUAAAGGUGAGGUUGCUGAAAUCAAAAUAACUCCCAGAUUUGGUUAUGGUUCAUUAGGUAAAAGACCUGAAAUUCCACCUGGUGCUAAUCUGAUUUAUACUGUUACCUUGUUGGAUGUUAAAGAAGAACCUCCAAUCCAUACACUGAAUGUUAUGGAUAGGAUUAAGAGUGGCCUUAAGAAAAAAGAGCGUGGAAAUUGGUGGUAUUCACGAGAUGAAAAUACGUUAGCUAUUAAUUGUUAUCGUAGAGCCUUAGAUUAUUUAGAUGACACUGACAUCCCAGAGCCACAUAAUGAGGAAGAUGUACAUAAACUGUUAGAAGAACGUCUAAAAACUUACAACAAUCUAGGUGCUGCUCAGAUGAAAGUUUCAGCAUUUGAUGCUGCAUUAAUGUCUGUGAAUAAUGUUUUGACUGCACAACCUACAAAUGUUAAAGCUUUAUUCAGAAAAGCAAAGAUUCUAAAAGAAAAAGGAGAAUUACAGGAAAGUAUAAAUGUUAUCAAGCUGGCUUUAUCUCAUGAACCCGAUUCACAAGCUCUACAACAGGAACUUUCUUCUCUUAUGGCUGCCCAGCGGAAAGUCAAUUCGAAACAACGUGAACUAUACAAAAAAAUGAUGGGAAAUAGUAGUAACCAGCCUGAUGAAGAAUCUAAAAAGAAAGAUUCUAAAAGUAAUUAUAAAACAUUUACAUUGGUUGCAGCUGUUAGUUUCGCUGUUGCUGUGUUAGGAUUGCAGGAUAUUAUUAUUAUUAUUAGUGUGGCUCUACAAUCCGAUGUCGAAUCUUGGCCUCCUUCAACAGCCUCCUCUAAUUGUCCCGGUUUCCUGCAGCCGCCAUUCAAUUCCGAAGCCCCAGCAUAUUUGUUGCAUCAGCAGCUGAUGGGUCUGGUAAAACUUCAGGAUAUUAUAGAUAGGGUAUAUUGA
Messenger RNA from Nezara viridula (southern green stink bug), 1770 nucleotides. NCBI's taxonomy places the organism in Eukaryota, Metazoa, Arthropoda, Insecta, Hemiptera, Pentatomidae. The record is from the annotation of a GenBank genome assembly.